GCAUUUCCACGAAUAGGUUUCAGACAAGUCCAUUUUGAUCAUUGACAAAGCGUCAAACAGUUGACCUGUACCGUGCGAACGGAAGGCGCAGUUGACACGAGAAACAGAGGACGAUCACAUCAAGUAGCUCGAAGGUCUCCCUGCAAAUGGCCUCCAUACCCACGUAUCAUCCCGCCGCUCAACCCCACCUUAAACCCUCGUCCUCCUUAGUUUCUCCGAGACCACCUCCAUGCACUCUGGCUCUGCGCUCGAGCCUCUUCGGAUCCAGGAUCCCCGUCAAUCUAUGCACUACCCGGACUCCCUUGAAUGGACCAACCGGCGAACGGCUCGGGCGUGUUCGUGUCGGCUCGAAGCCGGUAGUCGCAUCCCAACAUUCUUUCGAUGUCGUGAUUGUCGGGGCCGGCAUCAUCGGGUUGACCGUUGCCCGGCAGUUGCUGCUCGAGUCGGACCUGUCCGUCGCCGUCGUCGACAAAGCCGUCCCUUGUUCCGGUGCCACCGGGGCAGGGCAGGGCUAUAUUUGGAUGGCUCCCAAAACCCCAGGAUCGGACAUCUGGGAGCUGGCGCUGAGAAGUCAUCAACUGUGGGAAAGUUUGGCAGAGAACAUACAUGAUCAAGGCUUGAACCCUCAAGAAGUGUUGGGAUGGAAAAAGACCGGAAGCUUGCUAGUUGGUAAAACUGUUGAAGAGUCAGCCCUAUUAGAGAGGAGAGUGAAGCAACUUUCCGAAGCGGGAGUGGAAGCAGAAUUUUUGUCUAGCCAUGAGUUACUCUUGGAGGAACCAGCCCUUUCUGUUGACAAAGAAAGUGGGGCUGCUUUGCUGCCCAAUGAUUGCCAAUUGGAUGCUCAUCGAACAGUAGCAUUUGUUGAAGAGGGCAACAGACAAUUUGCGUCUAGAGGCAGGUAUGCGGAGUUUUAUCAUGAUCCGGUAAUAUCUUUGUUAAGAUCUGGCAAAAAUGGUGAAGUAGAAGCUGUUUUAACUUCCAAAAGCACCUUCCACUGUAAGAAGGCUGUUGUUGCAGCUGGUUCCUGGACUGGAUCUUUGAUGAGAGAAUUGGAUAUCAGGGUGGAUGUUCCUGUAAAACCCCGAAAGGGUCAUCUGCUUGUGCUGGAGGACUUCGAUCCGAUUCGACUGAAUCAUGGCCUUAUGGAAGUUGGUUAUAUUAGUCAUCAACAGAUGAUGCAGCAUUCCAGUGUUUCAGCUGCAGGGCUCAGUAAUGAUGAGGAGAUGUUGUCCAUCUCAAUGACAGCUACAACAGACGCUAUGGGAAACUUAAUUCUUGGGAGUAGCCGUCAGUUUGUUGGAUUCAGCACCAAAGCAGAUGCUUCGAUCAUUGACAGCAUCUGGAAGAGGGCACAAGAAUUCUUCCCAAAACUGAGAGAAAUGAAUUUAGCUGAAAUCGGCGAGAACAGAAAAGUGAGGAUCGGGUUACGCCCAUAUAUGCCCGAUGGGAAGCCAGUAAUUGGAUCUGUGCCUAGUCUGUCGAAUGUCUUCCUUGCUUCAGGGCAUGAAGGAAGUGGACUUUCUUUGGCUCUGGGGACCGCUGAAAUGGUUGCUGAUAUGGUUUUGGGAAACCAGGGAAAAGUUGAUUUUGCACCUUUUGCAGUUGAAGGUCGAUGUUGCCGAUAGAUGACAGAAAUGGGGAGAACGGAAGGACAUUUCAGCUCCUAGUUUGUCGUCAUUAGUCUGCUGGUGUUUCAAUGUCAUGUCUCGAUAUCUAGGAAACAUAGCAGACCCUUAAAAAAUCAGGCUGGAGGUUGUAAUUGUAUUAAGGUGUUUGGAAAUUUUGCUUCAUUUGCAAAUCAUUCUCAAUGUUGGUUUCUUUCAGAUCAUCAAGGCGUACCCUCUUUUUGCUGCACUGACUCUGAAACAAAUUCCUGAACAUUUAUAAAUUUUAAUGGCAGCUAUAUGUUCUAUUGCGACGA
This is a messenger RNA of Syzygium oleosum, 1921 nucleotides long. RefSeq lists its product as uncharacterized. The record is from RefSeq and is a predicted model, not a curated record. Gene Ontology annotation, cellular component: cytoplasm. Gene Ontology annotation, molecular function: oxidoreductase activity. Bases 147 to 1625 code for a protein of 492 amino acids. The transcript is spliced from 9 exons. NCBI's taxonomy places the organism in Eukaryota, Viridiplantae, Streptophyta, Magnoliopsida, Myrtales, Myrtaceae.